Messenger RNA from Dreissena polymorpha, 2672 nucleotides. RefSeq names its product carbonic anhydrase 9-like. Gene Ontology annotation, molecular function: zinc ion binding; carbonate dehydratase activity. The record is from RefSeq and is a predicted model, not a curated record. The transcript has 15 exons. The coding region runs from base 44 to 1870 and encodes 608 amino acids. Lineage: Eukaryota; Metazoa; Mollusca; Bivalvia; Myida; Dreissenidae. Gene Ontology annotation, cellular component: plasma membrane.
CUUAAAGCGCAGCGCACGGACAUAAAAAUAGUUUGCUGGAGAUAUGAGACCAAAACUCAUAUUCGCGAUAAACAUAGCGCUGUUUUGGGGAACAACACAAGCAGCCGAAUGGACAUAUGGAGGUCAUACGGGACCGAGUCACUGGAAGGACCACUACCCGAAAUGUGGCGGACUGAACCAAUCACCCAUAGAUUUACCAGUUGACAGCUCUCUCACCUAUGAUAGCAGCUUGGGCAACUUCAAUUUCACCGGGUAUAGGAACAUGACAACCAACCCUCCCAUACUAAGUAACAAUGGACAUUCUGUUCAAUUAUCUAUCAACAGUACGUCUAUCGGCAACACGUACAUGACAGGCGGCGGUCUACAAGGAAAGUACAUCGCCAUUCAGCUGCACUUUCACUGGGGUCCAGCCAGCAACAACGGCUCUGAGCACACUUUUAGAGGCCAUGAAUUCCCAUUGGAGCUUCACAUCGUACACGUUAAGGAAGGCUUGACGGUUGAGGCAGCCAAGAACGUGACUGACGGUCUCGCCGUACUUGGAAUCUUCUUUGUGGUUGAUCCAAAUGGACACAACUCAGACAUUCAACCACUUGUAGAGGCUUUGAGUAACAUCACAUAUUAUGGACGGUCCCGUCCUCUAAGCCUGGACUUCUCAUGCCUGAUGCCUCACCACGUGACUGAGUUCUACCGCUACAUGGGCAGUCUGACCACGCCCACAUGCGAUGAGGCCGUCCUCUGGACCCUGUUUGAAGACAAGAUCACCAUUUCAGAGGCGCAGAUGCGUCAGUUCCGUGCACUGUACAAUACGAACGAGAACGAGACUGAGCACAUGAUGCCACUUGAAAUGAACUUCCGGCCCGUGCAGCCGCGAUAUAACCGAACGGUUAUGAAAAGCUUUGACACAUCUGUUCCAGCGUCUUUUCACUGGGGAUACCAUGGUUAUGAGGGUCCUAAAAACUGGCCCCUGUACUACCCAGAGUGUGGCAAUUCUUCGCAGUCCCCGAUCAAUAUCCCAGAUCCGGAUGUGCCCGAUAUGGUGUUUGACUCCAGUAUGGGUCUUGACACUCUGACUUUUAACAACUACGAUCAGGCUUUCAUUGGAAAUAUGUCCAACAACGGUCAUUCACUUCAAAUCGACAUCGAUCCGUCCGCCAAUCUGUUCAUCAAGAACGGAGGACUUGCGGGCACCUUCAGGGCGGCCCAUUUCCACUUCCACUGGGGUUCAAGCCUCCACAAUGGCUCUGAGCACACGAUAAAGGAACAGUCAUACCCCAUGGAGAUGCACAUUGUUCAUUACAAUGACAAAUAUGGCGGGAUUGCGGAAGCAGCCUCAAAACAAGACGGUCUGGCUGUUGUGGGAUUUUUCGUAAAUGGUUCGGAAGAAAACAACACUUAUUUUUCAACCAUCGUCCGCGCAUUGGAACAUGUUAAGUAUAGAAAUUCCCCAAAGUACGAAAUCAACGAUUUGAGACUUACAUACAUUACAAACAAAGACCUGCGCCUUAAUGACACGCAUGGCAAGCAUCUGACGUUCUACCGGUACAAGGGCAGCCUGACAACUCCUGGUUGCGCGGAGACGGUCACCUGGACAGUCAUGGAACCAACAAUCAACAUGGGCACCAGUCAGAUUGCGGCAUUUCGUGACUUGGCGUACAAAACAAAAGGAACAAUCACCGACAAGGACAAGAUCUCUGAGAACUAUCGCCCUGUCCAACCCCUCAAUAGCAGGAAUGUUUACAUGAGUCUAAACAAGAAGACCACCAGCAGAGUGACCACCGCCGCUAAACCUACAGGCGGUUACGCCGCCGCUACUUCCGGCGAAGCAUUGCUACUCGUACCAAUUGUGGCCAUAUGGGUGUUCACAAUGUGAUGAUGUUUAAUAUGAUACUUCAUACCAGUAUUUUCGUUUUCUGUACUAACAUGUCGUUCGGGAAGGUUACUUCAUUAUACAAAACACUUUUUUCUGUCAGCAACAUCUAGCACAGCUCAAAUGUUCUCCCUUCAAAUCGUCCGCAGUUCUUGUGUGAGGGAUUGCUCAUGUUAUUAUUUACACAAUCUUCCUUCCCAUAACGGUUGAAAGUCCGCCGUUGUUAGUUAAUUUCAUACUAAUGUCGUCCUGUUGAUCAGCUAAGAUCGGUAUGGGAUGCUCAGGUUAUGAUAGUAAACUUACUGGAAUAGGACCUUACGUUGAAUUCGGCGGGAAAAAUAACAUUAACACAGUAAUUGAUUGUUGUGUAUCGAUUCUAAACAACGACUUGGAUUAUUUUUUUGCUAUCGGAAACAUUAUUUUAAUUUGCUUUGCUCAUGGCAGUCACUUCUUUUUGUUUAUAGAGAAGUGUAAACGAUAUUUUUUUUGACCGACCAAAGGUGUGCAAUAGCCAUUGUAUUUUAAUCAUCUGAUUAAAUGUUGCUUCUAAGAUGCAAUACUACAUGAAAAUAAAUUGCUACAAAGUUCAACGUAGAGAUGCCCCGUUGACAUAACAUAAAGGGUAAUGUAAUUGUUUUAUACUUUCAAGUUUUAAAUACAAACCAGACCAAAUAGACAGUUCCAUCGUUUUUUAUCAAGCAUAACUGCAUGUGUAAAUGUAAUUUCGCUGUUUUUCCUAUAUGGUGAAUCAUAUAACAUGAUGCCAAUAAAAUACGUCUUCAGAUUCAAUAUUUAACCAUUUAAA